AUGCACCAACUUAUCAGCUCCCGCCUGCAACGUGCAGCCACCUCCCCCCCUCAAAUCAUCGGUGAACGAAACUGCGGCAGCUACGACCACUGUACGACGAGUACGCGGAACCAUAGCAAGCAAGUGAACCGAUACUUUAAGUGCCUGUUAAACCACCUGUCAAUCAAAGCUGGAAACGUCGAGGCCAGUUCAGCCUCGAUACUAUAUGAUGUUAACUUUAAAGAUCUAAGGAAACCAAAGCUUGUCGCUUUCAUCAGACAACUGAAGAGCGGAAAGGCACCUCAAGAAGACAUGGCUCCCGCUGGGCUCCCUAAAUCCCGCAUCUCUGCACUUGGUGAUCCACUCCACACGCUGCAGCUCAACCGAGUUCCUUCUCUCAAAAUUGGGCGAAAUACCCUCGUUUGCAAACGAAUUCGGUUUUGCAAGAGACUCACCUGGAACCCAGCUGAAUCUCCCGUUCGUGAGGUUUCCAGGCAAAUGAAAGUGCAGCAUCAAGCCGCCUCAUGGUUCAGUCGCUACGAUAUUCGGGAUAUCACGAUACGUGUAUAUUCGUAA
Messenger RNA from Opisthorchis viverrini, 555 nucleotides. RefSeq lists its product as hypothetical. The transcript is spliced from 3 exons. Lineage: Eukaryota; Metazoa; Platyhelminthes; Trematoda; Opisthorchiida; Opisthorchiidae. The record is from RefSeq and is a predicted model, not a curated record. The coding region runs from base 1 to 555 and encodes 184 amino acids.